Molecule: messenger RNA, 2802 nt
Organism: Indicator indicator
Lineage: Eukaryota; Metazoa; Chordata; Aves; Piciformes; Indicatoridae
Gene: AASS
Product: aminoadipate-semialdehyde synthase
Exons: 23
Coding region: 16-2802 (928 amino acids)
Cellular component (GO): cytoplasm
Molecular function (GO): saccharopine dehydrogenase activity
Source: RefSeq, a predicted model, not a curated record
CCAUUAGGCUAUACCAUGCUCCGAGCCUUUAGUCACACAAAUGGUAGGUGUGUGUUCCAUCAUGCUAAGUGUUGGCAUCAUCGUAAGUCUGUGCUGGCAAUCAGGAGGGAAGACGUUAAUGCAUGGGAAAGAAGAGCACCACUAGCACCAAAGCAUGUUAAGGAGUUGACACAAAUGGGAUAUAAGGUCUUAGUUCAGCCAUCCAACCGGAGAGCCAUCCAUGAAAAGGAUUAUGUCAAAGCAGGUGGCAUUAUUCAAGAAGAUAUUUCUGAGGCUUCUCUGAUAGUAGGUGUGAAGAGACCUCCAGAGGAAAAAUUAAUCCCUAAAAAGAACUACGCCUUCUUCUCUCACACUAUUAAAGCCCAAGAAGCAAACAUGCCCCUUUUGGAUGAGAUUCUAAGACAGGAAAUUCGACUGUUUGACUAUGAAAAAAUGGUUGAUCAUAAAGGAAUGCGAGUUGUGGCCUUUGGAAAGUGGGCUGGUGUAGCAGGAAUGAUCAACAUUCUACAUGGAUUGGGAUUACGAUUUUUAGCCCUGGGACAUCACACUCCUUUCAUGCACAUCGGGAUGGCACAUAACUACAGGAGCAGCAGUCAGGCUGUGCAGGCAGUACGGGAUGCUGGGUAUGAAAUUUCACUGGGAUUGAUGCCAAAGUCAGUUGGGCCCUUAACAUUUGUGUUUACAGGCACUGGUAAUGUUUCUAAGGGAGCUCAAGAAAUGUUCAAUGCCCUCCCAUGUGAGUUUGUGGAACCACAUGAGUUAAAAGAAGUUUCCAGAUCUGGAGACCUCAGAAAAGUCUAUGGAACAGUGUUAAGUCGUCACCAUCAUCUUGUAAGGAAACGUGAUGGGCUGUAUGAUCCAGCAGACUAUGAUAAACAUCCAGAACUUUAUACUUCACGCUUUAACAUUGAUAUUGCACCCUACACAACUUGUUUAAUUAAUGGCAUAUACUGGGAACAACAUACUCCUCGCUUGUUAAGUCGACAGGAUGCUCAGAAGCUGCUGGCGCCAGUUAGGUCUUCUACUGGUGCAUCGGAGGGCUGUCCUGAAUUACCACACAAACUUAUAGCAAUAUGUGACAUUUCAGCAGACACUGGAGGAUCUAUAGAAUUUAUGACAGAGUGUACAACGAUUGACAGCCCAUUUUGUAUGUAUGAUGCUGACCAGCACAUUAUACAUGACAGUGUUGAGGGCUCUGGGAUUCUGAUGUGUUCCAUUGACAAUCUGCCAGCACAGCUUCCCAUAGAAGCAACAGAGUACUUUGGCGAUAUGCUUUUCCCUUAUAUUGAAGAGAUGUUGUUAUCAGAUGGCUCAGAACCUCUUGAACGCCAGAACUACUCAUCUGUUGUUCGAGAUGCAGUGAUUGCAUCCAAUGGCUCACUGACAGCGAAGUAUCAAUAUAUCCAGAAAUUGAGGGAGAGCAGGGAACAUGCACAGUCAUUGAAGAUGGGUAAUAAGAAGAGAGUUUUAUUGCUUGGAUCUGGAUAUGUUUCUGGCCCUGUACUUGAAUAUCUCAGUAGAGAUUCCAGCAUUGCCAUCACAGUUGCCUCUGUCAUGAAGGAACAACUUGAACAACUGAUGAAAAAACACAGCAAUGUUACUUCAAUUCAUAUGGAUGUCAUUAAGGACGAGGAAAAGCUGUCCUCUUUAGUGAAGAAACACAACCUUGUGAUCAGUUUGCUGCCUUAUUCAGCACAUCCCUUGGUUGCUAAGAAAUGUAUUGACAACAAAGUGAACUUGGUAACAGCCAGCUACUUAACACCAGCUAUGAAAGAACUCCAGGAGAGUGUAGAAGCUGCUGGUAUUACAGUUGUCGGCGAAAUGGGUUUGGAUCCUGGUCUUGACCAUAUGUUGGCAAAGGAAUGUAUUGACAAGGCAAAAGAAGUUGGUGCUACGGUUGUAUCCUACACUUCUUUCUGCGGUGGCCUGCCAGCUCCGGAGCACUCUGACAAUCCUCUGAGAUACAAGUUCAGCUGGAGCCCACAAGGAGUGUUGCUGAAUACAGUUCAGUCUGCUACGUAUUUAAAAAACGGAGAGAUUGUCAAUAUUCCAGCUGGAGGAGCAUUACUUGAUUCUGUUACUCCGAUGGAUUUUUUCCCAGGAUUAAAUCUCGAAGGUUUUCCUAACAGAGACAGUACAAAAUAUGCUGAGCCAUAUGGUAUUCAGACAGCUCACACUUUAUUGAGAGGCACCUUAAGAUACAAAGGAUACUCUAAAGCUAUGGAAGGCUUUGUAAAACUAGGAUUAAUUAACCCAGAUCCUUAUCCUUUGCUAAGCUCAACCACGCAACCUCUUACCUGGAAAGAGCUCAUGUGCAAACUGGUUGGAAUUGAGUCACCUGCUGAGUACCAUGUUCUUAAAGAAGCUGUGUUUAGCAAACUGGAAAAGGACAAAACUCAGAUGGAGGCAGUGGAAUGGCUAGGUUUAUUGGGAGAUGAACCAGUUCCAGAAGCAGAUUCAAUUGUGGGGGCUCUUGCAAAGCACAUGGAGAUGAAGCUGCCCUUUGGCACUGGAGAGAGAGAUAUGAUUGUUAUGAGAAAUGAAAUAGGUCUCAGGCAUCCUUCUGGUCAUUUGGAAGACAAAUUUAUUGAUCUAGUUGUCUAUGGUGAUAACAACGGAUAUUCUGCAAUGGCUAAAACAGUAGGAUACCCCACAGCUAUUGCUGCUAAGAUGAUUCUAGAUGGUGAAAUAGAUGCUAAAGGCAUGGUUACACCAUUGACUAAGAAUGUUUAUGGACCAAUACUUGAACGUGUUCGGGCAGAAGGCAUUGUGUACAGUACUCGUAGUGUUAUCAAACAGUAA